Plenodomus lingam JN3 is the source of this 285-nucleotide messenger RNA. The record is from RefSeq and is a predicted model, not a curated record. NCBI's taxonomy places the organism in Eukaryota, Fungi, Ascomycota, Dothideomycetes, Pleosporales, Leptosphaeriaceae.
AUGGAUAGACGUGGAGGCCGCGGUGGAGGAAAAGUCCUCCUCCCCCCAAUCAACUUUAUCUUCAAGCUCUUACAAUCGCGGGCGACCAUCUCAGUAUGGCUGUACGAGAACCUUGGCCUGCGCAUCGAAGGAAAGCUGAGGGGAUUCGACGAGUUCAUGAACCUAGUCAUCGAUGACGCCGUCGAGGUGACGCUUGCAAAGAAGGAUGCGCCCGAGGAAAGGCGCAAAGUUGGUCAGAUCUUGCUCAAGGGCGACAACAUCUCCCUCAUCCAGCAACUGUCGUAG